Messenger RNA from Ipomoea nil (Japanese morning glory), 2670 nucleotides. RefSeq names its product exocyst complex component SEC6-like. Gene Ontology annotation, molecular function: SNARE binding. Gene Ontology annotation, biological process: exocyst localization; exocytosis. Gene Ontology annotation, cellular component: exocyst. Lineage: Eukaryota; Viridiplantae; Streptophyta; Magnoliopsida; Solanales; Convolvulaceae. The record is from RefSeq and is a predicted model, not a curated record. The transcript is spliced from 24 exons. The coding region runs from base 221 to 2491 and encodes 756 amino acids.
UUUGAUCCAACUUAUAUUUUUAGGAGCAUUCUUAUGGUUUGUUAGAAGAACACUCCCAUUUAAACGCCCAAAAUCUACUAACUGUCUAACUGUCACAUUUUCUCUCCUUUCAUCAACCUGCAAGAACUUGUUCAUUGAAUUCCAUAACGUUUCUGAAAAUAAUCCUUUUUCACUAGAAUUCUACGUAGAGAAUUGAUAAUUAUAACAGUGAUUAUACACGAUGAUGGCCGAAGAUCUCGGCAUCGAGGCCAAGGAGGCGGCCGUGCGGGAGGUUGCAAAGCUUCUGCCGGUGCAGGAGGUUUUGCAGUCGAUCUCUUCGAUCAAAGCCGACUACAUAGCUCGCCAACAGGCCAAUGAUGCGCAACUUAGUACAAUGGUUGCUGAACAGGUUGAACAAGCACAAGCUGGUCUGGAAUCGCUUGCUUAUGCUCAGAAGACCAUAAGUCUGCUCCGAGAUAACUUCGUUUAUAUUGAAAAGCUAUGCACAGAAUGCCAAACGUUAAUUGAAAAUCAUGAUCAGAUAAAGGUUCUUAGUAAUGCAAGGAAUAACCUGAACACUACUUUGAAGGAUAUUGAGGGAAUGAUGUCAAUUUCUGUUGAGGCUGCUGCAGCGCGGGAUUCCCUAAGUAAUGAUAAAGAACUCAUCCACACCUAUGAGAGGUUAACAGCUCUUGAUGGAAAGCGUAGGUUUGCAUUAGCUGCUGCUGCUUCUCAUAAGGAAGAGGUUGGCAGACUAAGGGAAUAUUUUGAAGAUGUAGAUCGCACAUGGGAAACAUUUGAGAAAAUAUUAUGGGCUCAUAUUGCCAACUUCUUGAAACUUGCUAAAGAGAGCCCACAAACACUUGUUCGAGCUAUAAGGGUUGUUGAGAUGCAAGAAAUCCUAGACUUGCAAGUUGCUGAAGAAGCAGCUGAGGCUGAGGGAGAUGAGGCAAUGGCAGCAAUAACAAAUCCUCGAAAAAAUUCCAAAAAAUUUAAUAAGGCACCAGCUUCUUCUAGGAAUCUUAUGCAGCAAAAGGUGAAGGUUCAAGGAAAAGGCUACAGAGAUAAAUGUUAUGAUAGUAUAAGAAUGUCUGUUGAAGAGCGUUUUGACCAGCUGCUCAAUGAGGAAGAACUUAAAACAGCUAUAGAUGAAGCAAAAUCGAUGGGGGAAGAGCUUGGAGGUAUAUAUGAUUAUGUGGCUCCUUGCUUUCCUCCAAGAUAUGAAAUUUUUCAGCUCAUGGUUAACCUUUAUACUGAGAGGUUUAUUCAGUGGCUGAGAAAACUUAGUGACCAAGCAAAUAAUAUGACAAAUAUAGAGAUUUUAAAGGUAACUGGUUGGGUGGUUGAGUACCAGGAGAGUUUAAUUGCACUUGGAGUUGAUGAGGCUUUGGCUCAAGUUGUUUCUGAAAGUGGUUCAAUGGAUCCCCUCAUGACUGCAUAUGUUGAGAGAAUGCAAGCAACAUCUAGGAAAUGGUAUACGAACAUUCUAGAGGCAGAUAAAGUACAACCACCAAAAAGCACCGAUGAUGGAAAACUAUAUACACCUGCUGCUGUUGACCUGUUUAGGAUCCUUGGAGAGCAAGUGCAAAUAGUGCGAGACAAUAGCACUGAUGUCAUGCUAUACAGAGUUGCUUUGGCACUAAUUCAGGUGAUGAGUGAUUUUCAAGGAGCUGAAAGAAAGAGAUUAGAAGAACCAGCCGCUGAAAUUGGUCUGGAACCUUUAUGUGCAAUGAUAAACAAUAAUCUUCGCUGUUAUGAUCUUGCCAUGGAGCUGAGUUCUAGCACCAUUGAAGCUCUUCCAGAGAAUUAUGCUGAACAGGUUAGUUUUGAGGAUACAUGCAAAGGCUUUCUGGAGGUUGCGAAGGAAGCUGUUAAGCAAACGGUCAAUGUCAUUUUUGAUGAUCCUGGAGUGCUGGAAUUACUCGUCAAGCUGUAUAAAAAAGAGUGGUUGGAAGGACAGGUUACAGAGUAUCUGGGGGCAACGUUUGGGGAUUACUUCACAGAUGUGAAGAUGUACAUUGAGGAAAGAUCGUUUAGGCGUUUUGUUGAGGCUUGCCUGGAAGAGACUGCGAUUGUUUAUGUGGACCAUCUGCUUACACAGAAAAAUCAUAUCAAGGAAGAAACAAUAGAAAGGAUGAAGCUAGAUGAAGAGGUUCUCACGGAUUUCUUUCGCGAGUAUAUUAGCGCUUCUAAAGUAGAGACAAAACUAAGGAUACUUGGUGACAUGAGAGAACUUGCUUCUGCAGAGAGCCCCGAGUAUUUCACGCUUGUGUAUACAAAUAUUCUAGAGCAUCAACCGGAUUGUCCUCCAGAUGUUGUUGAAAAGCUUGUGGGGUUGCGAGAAGGAAUACCGAAAAAAGAUGCAAAAGAGGUGGUUCAAGAAUGCAAAGAAAUUUAUGAAAAUUCUCUGGUUAAUGGCCGCCCUCCAAAGACGGGGUUUGUUUUCCCAAGGGUCAAGGCCCUAACGCAAUCCAAAGGUGGUGUUGCAACAAUAUGGCGAAAUUUCGGGUAGUUUCGGUACAAACAAUAACACUGAAGAAUUUGCAUUUAGAUCAUUCAAGCGAGCUCAGCAGACCCGCUGUUUUUGUUUUUCUUACCGCAUUGGUGUUAUCAUUUUUUGUAAAAUAAAAUACAAUUACAUUGAAUAAAAAGUAGAUACAAUACUAUAAAACUUCUCUAAAUUUACAAUAA